AUGUCAUUUGCCGUUUGGCUUGUGAUUUUUAUUUACAAAGGACAUGGUUCUGAUUAUUGUCUCAGUCCACCUGGAAAUAUUUUUCAUUUAAGAUUCAAUUCUGAAAUGCUUGUUCUUUGCGGAAGGGAAAAUAUUUUACGCGAAUGGUAUUCACUCGACACGAAACGUACCGAUAUCGACUAUUUUGCUACAUGGAAUUCGAAGAAAGGAAUCGUUGAAAUGGUUCAAAAAUCUCUUUACGAAAGAAGAAAUAAUUUACAAGGUUUGGCUAUGAAAUCUGUUGUUGUUAAGGAUUCCCUAUUCUUUCAUAUGCAAGAUGAUAAAUUCGGUGGUAUUUUUGGAAAUAUAUUUUGCGAACUUUGUGCAACAUUAAACUUCAGUUUAAAUAUCGUCUCAGAAGUAGAUGAGUACGGAAGUAGGAAUCUUAAUGAUAAUACUUGGUCUGGUGCAAUUGGUGAAAUAUAUUCCGGACGUGCUGAUAUUUCUCUUUCAGAAUUUUCUAUGACUAGUGCAAGAUUGAACGUUGUUGACUUUUCCUUUCCUAUUAUUAUAUCUAAAAACUCUUUUUUCCUUCGCGAACCAAAUAUUUUCGCUGUUAAAUGGUCAACGUAUUUUCAAACCUUUACUUAUCCCGUUUGGAUCACUAUAUUUUUAAUACUAAUAGCAGCAUCGAUAUUAUUAAUUUUUCUGAAAAUGAAAAUAGGUACCGAUCGUGAUCUGAUACAUUUGGGAUCAGAUAUUUGUUUUGAAGUUUGGGGUAUUUUUUGUCAACAGGGUCUUGAAGAUUUUCCUAGAAGAACUUCAUUAAAAGUAGCAUACUAUACUAUGUUUCUUUUUGUUACCGUAUUAUCAGCAGCUUAUUCUGCGUCUUUGACAAGCUUUUUAACAUCUAACAUUCACGUGAAACCUUUCUCUUCAUUAGAGACUUUUGUUAAGGACGGUACUUAUAAAUAUUUCGUUUAUCGUGGUUCGAAUGAAUUUGAUUUAUUUGUGAAUUCGGAAAGUCCACUUAAGAAUAAAUUAAUGAAAUUAAAAUUUAAAAAAGACAAAUUACCAACUUCUUUAUUGGACGCAUUUAAUAUGAUUUGUGAAAAUCCAAAAUUGACGAUGUACAUUGACGAGAAAGCAAAAGAUCAAUUAUCAUCUAAAUUGCCAUGCGAUAUUAUUUCUGUUAAAGAAGGAGGUAUACAAAGUUUAUCCAUUAUUUUAUCCAAACAUAGUGCAUUCACUGGAAUCAUCAAUUUUUGGUUACAAAAAUUUUUCCAUAAUGGAAUGGUAAAUCGUUUGAAAGAUACGACGUAUAAGAAUAAACUCAAACGACCGGUGCAAGAACAUAUUCCAGUUUCCAUAUUCUUCGUAGUUUCAUUAAUUUCCUUCAUUCUAAUUAGUAUCGCUUUUAGUGUAUGCAUUCUAUUCAUAGAAAAGUAUGUUCAUUCUCGUAAAAUGAAGAAACAAUCAGUGGUUAAUUUUACGCGUCGAUUGAAUCAUCCGAAUAUUAUGAUGAACGAAAGGAAAGUUUAA
Polistes dominula (European paper wasp) is the source of this 1521-nucleotide messenger RNA. Its product is annotated as putative glutamate receptor. Gene Ontology annotation, molecular function: ligand-gated monoatomic ion channel activity. The record is from RefSeq and is a predicted model, not a curated record. Lineage: Eukaryota; Metazoa; Arthropoda; Insecta; Hymenoptera; Vespidae. Gene Ontology annotation, cellular component: membrane.